GGAUACUUCCUUUUUCACAACGACGUUCUUCUCCGAUUCCAACUUGACGAUCACGGAGCACAAUCUGUCCGCAGCAGCACGACACUAACUUAACUGCAUCCUGAAAAGGAAUCGAGAUGUUUUACACAUGUGGACCCAAUGAAGCCAUGGUGGUGUCUGGCUGCGGCCGUUCUGAACCUCUGAUGAUUGCUGGAGGAAGAGUGUUUGUCUUCCCGUGUAUCCAGCAGAUCCAGAAAAUCACACUCAACACCCUGACUCUGAACGUGAAGAGUGAUAAAGUCUACACCCGUCAUGGCGUCCCCAUCUCGGUCACCGGCAUCGCACAGGUGAAGAUUCAGGGUCAGAACAAGGAGAUGCUGGCCACAGCCUGCCAGAUGUUCAUGGGGAAGUCUGAGGCCGAGGUCGCUCAGAUCGCUCUGGAGACACUGGAGGGCCACCAGAGAGCCAUCAUCGCUCAUCUGACGGUCGAGGAGAUCUACCAGGAUCGUAAGAAGUUCUCUGAGCAGGUGUUCAAGGUGGCCUCCUCCGACCUGGUCAACAUGGGCAUCGGUGUGGUCAGCUACACCCUGAAAGACGUCCACGAUGAUCAGGAUUACCUUCACUCUCUGGGAAAAGCCCGGACAGCUCAGGUCCAGAGAGACGCAAGGAUCGGAGAGGCUCAGUAUAAACGCGACGCUGUUAUCAAGGAGGCUCAUGCAAUGCAGGAAAAAGUUUCUGCACAGUACAAGAACGAGAUCGAAAUGGCGAAAGCUCAGAGAGACUACGAGCUGAAGAAAGCAACCUACGACAUCGAGGUCAACUCCAAGAAGGCCGAGUCAGAGAUGGCCUACCAGCUUCAGGUGGCGAAGACCAAGCAACGCAUCGAGGAGGAGAAGAUGCAGAUUCAGGUGGUGGAGCGAACGCAGCAGAUAACGCUGCAGGACCAGGAAAUCAUCCGGAAAGAGAAGGAGCUGGAGGCCAAAGUUAAGAAACCCGCAGAAGCUGAGAAAUACCGGAUGGAGAAGUUAGCCGAGGCACAACGUCUGCAGCUCAUCAUGGAGGCUGAAGCUGAGGCAGAGUCGAUUAAGAUGAAGGGCGAGGCCGAGGCUUUCGCUCUGGAGGCUAAAGGUCGCGCUGAGGCAGAGCAGAUGGCCAAAAAGGCCGAGGCCUUCAAGCAGUACAAAGAUGGAGCCAUGGUGGACAUGCUGCUGGAGAAACUUCCUCUGAUGGCGGAGGAGAUCAGCAAGCCAAUGUCGAAGGUGCAGAAGAUCACCAUGGUGUCCAGCGGCGGCUCCGAGGUGGGAGCCGCCAAACUGGCUGGAGAGGUUCUGGACAUCAUGACCCGGCUGCCUGAGGCUGUGGAAAAACUCACAGGAGUUGAAAUCUCACAGGUCACAUCAAAGGCGUCCCGUGUGCGUUAGGACGGGUGAUGAUCUGAGAGCCCCACGCCUCCUCCUCGUGUCCAAUCUGUACAGUCUGUCCAUGCAUGCUUCCCCUCCUUUCUGUGGCUUCUGCGCAUUUCCUGGAUGUCUGCUGUUUUUCUCCCCGUCGUUACCAACCACAGAAACACUCGAUGUUUUUUGGGCCCGUCGGAGCCGUAGCCGCUCAGCCCUCUCAGAGCUGCUGCCUUUUUAUACCCGAUUUUCAAUAUGCAACUUCUUGCCUUGUGGUUUUCCUCGUCGUUCCUGCGAAGGAGCUGGACCACGAAACCAUCACUCCUCUGAUCAGAGUUCAGAGGUCACUGUGCCUUUUUCUAAUUUGUAGCAGAACGCAAAGUGCUUUAGCAAGUUCAGGGAGCCCGAAUUACACCUGCUGCUACAAUGGAAGAACUGUCCCGUCACUUGAAGAGCGGCUGCUCUCCCCUGUUUGAAAUCAGGACUGAAAUGUUGGAAAACCUCUCAAAUUUUUCAUUUGUUUACCAUAAUAAUUGUCGCUCUCUCUGCGGUCCUGACUGUUCAUAACAUUGAGCUCUUAAAUCAGGGUUGUCAAACUCAUUUUCCUUUUGGGCCAAAUCAAGACCAUAAAUGCUCUUAAAGGGCCGGUUGUGCCAGAAUGCGUUGAUAAAACCCAUUAAACUGUUAAAAUAUAAAUAAAUUCUUAAAAAUUAAACGCUCAACAUAUUUUCAGUCACUCCUAGAUUUCACAGUCGAUUUUUUUUGCAAAAAAAAAAAAAAACAAAUUAGCUAAUUAGCAGAAGUAUAGUAGGAAAACAGAUUUUUUUUUUUUGCGAAAAACAAACUUGCGAAGUUUCCACAAUUAUUCACAAAAAAACUGGAGUAAACAGAUAAAAAGUGCUUCAAAUUGGUUGAUGAAAUAAUAUUUAAGCUUGCUGUUAUCUGGACGGUUCCAUUUCGGUGUCCCUUUGGAAUCAAGAGGGCCACAUAAAGAGCUGUGGCGACCCAGAUUUGGCCCCCGGGCCUUGAGUUUGACACAUCUGUUUUAAAUCCUCUCUGGUAAUUAAAUUACUUCUCACUGCUAGCGUUGUUGUCCAUUGGCUGCAUUUCUUAUCAGUUUGAGCUGCAGGCGGAGGGAUUUCUGUCUCAAAAUGUCAGAGCAGGUGUUCAAUGGGUACAAGUUUUGAGGUUUUCCUGUUUGAUGCAUCGAAAGCGUCUGGUGGUUGGAGAAAAUCAUGUUGUCUCUUUGCAGCAUGAAGUUGCUCCCUUUGUGGUCAAAUUCUGGGCUUUUUUUAUGCUGUAGAAACAGAACCUGCACCAACUAAUGUCACAAUUCACACCUCAGUUUAUGUGUUUUUUUUUCUCCUCUUGGAGUUUAAAUUAGACAUAGGAUGUUUUUCCAAUUUUGAUCAUACUGCACCUUUAAAUGGUACAAAUCAUACAGGAUAUUUGAGAUGUUUGUUUCAAUAUAAUUGCAGGUGUAUUCUUAUAAUUUGUUUGUAUGUAUAUUAACUACCAGUUGCAUCUGUAUCAGAUUUUAUAGACUUUCACCCAAAAGACCCAAAGGUUUUGCAUCAGUAAGCCUUCUUGCUGUCGAUGUGAUUCUUGUGAAGAAUGCUUCAAAAAUGUUUGUUGCAUGGCUACUUAAACUGAUAUGAACGUAAAUCGUAUUUAGUGUGGAACUGCUUGUAUUAAACGGUCAGUAGUGAAUGAUUAAUAAAAUGUUUAACUCACCGAAAACAGUCUGGUGUUUAUACACAGUGCGAGGCCGCUCAGUUUUAUUUGAAAAGGGUAACUUUAAUAAAACAUCUACAAAAAUAGAACAGCAAUGAAUAAGAGCUUGAAGAUAACAAGCGUUUCUAUAGCAACGAUGAAAAUGUGACAGGGAGUUAUCUGUAUAUUAGUAAAGAAAACUGUAAUCCUGUCCUUUGAAUAUGUACAUACUGUGAACAUUAGAGCAGAGAGAUGAAAUCAGAUUGGGAAGAGUUAUAGUAAAAUGUUAAGAGCUUCAAUAUUAUUUUACUAAAAGGGACAAAAAUGUGAUGGUCAUCACCAGAUUUUAAAAUUUGGUUAAUACAACCUGAACUGAGACGCAUUCUUUAAUAAAUCGAGACAAAGCAGAGGCUCACCAUGUGGGAGUUAACCGAGUGCUGAACAAAUACAUUUUAUCAGCUGUUUAAACUGAAGUUUUAGCAGCUUGCUAAUGUGUAAUGGUACCACUGACCUGAGGAAAAACAUGUUUCUGGUCAUGAAAUUCAAGAGUUAUACCAACAUUUCUGUACAAUUUGGAAUCAAAUAAUUCAAAUAAAACCAUUUCAGACUGAACACCUCAAUAUGCACGAGGGAUCUUCAAUACAACAUAAUUAGGAGGCUGAACAACUCGACACAUUCGUCUGUUCAAUAAAAGAGCUUAUGGUAAAAAGAUCUGGUGCAGUACUGCUUGAGGAGAAGCGUCUAAAGAAAUCAGCUAAGAAAUCCCAAAAUUUCAGCCAAAUUUUGAAAUUAAGCUGAAUAAUUCAAGUCAUAUAUAUUUAUAUAUCAAAGUGUCGAGAGUAAACUUUCUCUGUUCUGGUUUGGCUCAUUGAAAUAAAGUUUCAGGACCUUAGAGGAUAAAACUUGUACCAGCAUGAAACAAUAUUUCCAAUAUUUUUUAAAAGUAAUUUUAAAACUCUUUUUGAAGCAAACAUUUUGAGUCGAAAAUGAUCAAACUGUACCUUUAAGCCCCUGUAUAGGGUGCUGGUUUGCUGAGUCUCCAAGCUAUUGCACCAUUUCUCCCGACUUUCUCCUCUUCACUGGACAAUCCUCCUCAUAAAUUGGCAACACAUUCAUCACACAGUCUCUAUUUGCCAACUUUCAUGUGCUUUCUCUCAGUCUUUCAUGCCUUUUUAUUUUAUAUUCCUCGACUUUUAUUUAGUAAAUACAUGUAAACUGUUGUGCCAUUCAAGCCUGAACACAACUGAGAUGGAGAAAUGUGGCAAAUUCAAGCAAUGUUGAAUAAAAUGUACCAAGGCACCUCAAAUAGGAUGGAGGUCUUCAAGCUAUUGCUCCUUCAGCUUCUUAAUCAUAAAUAAUGAUGCAGCAAUAUGAUUUUGUCCAUUUCAGGAAAUAAUCUGGUGACGACCAAAAACAUCUCUUGAAAUCCCAUAAAUUGAAAGUGAGUGCACAAACAUUUUACUAUAACCGAGCUAAAAAAAAAAGAGAAAAGUGAACUACAGUGUAUCAAAAUGAAUGAAAUGGCACAACCCAUCACUAAACAUGUAUAACUUCACAAUCAGGGUGAUCUCAGAUUUACAGUGCUGUACAGACAGUAAGGUAGAAGCACUGGUUCCACCGCGGUCAGCUUACACAUGGAUCAACGCAGAGAUCGACUUUCACUCCAAAAAAAAAAAAAAAAAAAAAAAAAAUCAAAAAUCCCAGUUU
Poecilia latipinna (sailfin molly) is the source of this 4793-nucleotide messenger RNA. It is a transcript of the gene flot1b, whose product is annotated as flotillin 1b. The transcript is spliced from 13 exons. Gene Ontology annotation, cellular component: cytoplasmic vesicle; flotillin complex; plasma membrane. NCBI's taxonomy places the organism in Eukaryota, Metazoa, Chordata, Actinopteri, Cyprinodontiformes, Poeciliidae. Gene Ontology annotation, molecular function: protease binding. The record is from RefSeq and is a predicted model, not a curated record. Gene Ontology annotation, biological process: protein kinase C signaling; positive regulation of endocytosis; protein localization to plasma membrane. The coding region runs from base 117 to 1400 and encodes 427 amino acids.